AUCGGCAAGAACUGAAAAUUGAAGGUGUGCCCAAUUAAAGAGCUCAUUGGAAUAUCAAAUAUUUGUAACUCUCAACAGGAAUUAGGAGGCAAAAUGAAUACGCCUGUGCAGAAUUCCAAUUCUGCUGAAAAAUAUCAGCCCAUAUCUGAGGUCUUUCAAUGUGAUGCCCAAGGUAGCCUGCCACGGGAAUCAAACACUGAUUUUCGGCAGAACCUUCUGCCGCCACAUGUCUGUAUAUUCAAUCACGAGGUAUUUCCGAAUAAACCACAAAUAAAUCGAAGAGGCAGCUCAAAGGAUGUUGAAAAUCUGCACAAAACCUUCAGUAGCCUUGAAUGUUCGAUUGAAAUAGUUUGCAAUCCCACAUUGGCUAUGGUUAAGGACACAGUCAGGAAAUUGACUCUGAAAAGUUUCGAUCGCUUGUCGGGUUUGGUAUUAGUAAUCUUAAGCUACGGCGAUGACAGGAUCCAUACGUGCGAUGAGAAGAUGUACGACUUGGAUGGUGAUGUUCUAGAACCACUCGUAGAAAAUAAUUCCCUGUCAGGCAAACCCAAAAUUGUAAUAAUACAGGCCAGCAGCCUCAGCACUGGACACUAUACGAGCAAGAUUCCCUCACCUUAUAUUAAGUGCUUUAGCUCCACCGGAGGUUACUUCAGCUAUCGUAAUGUGGGGAAAGGGUCUUUCUUUAUACAAGUCCUGUGCAAAGAGAUGGAUCUACAUGGCCUCACAAAGGACUUCCGGUCAAUUAUUGACGACGUAAACGCGAUGGUCGAGAGCCAUGCUGAGUCGGUAGGUCGGAUGCAAGUACCGUCGAUAACAUCAACUCUAAGGAAACCAUUCUGUUUUGGAGAUUAUGUGCAGCACGCAAAUGCUCCAAUUUCAAGGACAUCUACUAUUGCUACAGUUCCAAGGACAUAUGCUAUUGCUACAGUUCCAGGGACUUCACUUGGCAAUUCCCAGCUGAAACUCCAUUCCCCAUUGGUAUACAUAUUGAAUCAUGAAAUGUUCAUAAAUUCAGAUAAAGACCGAUCCGGAAGUUUGAUAGAUGUCAAAGCUCUGCGAAGUACUUUCGAAAGCUUGAACUGCGAUGUGCACGAGGUUCAAAACCCCACAUUAGCUGUGGUGCAAGACACCUUUCAAAAAUUGGAAACGGAGAAUCUGGAACUCCGAUCUGCGUUGGUCAUCGCCAUUCUGAGCCAUGGCGAUUGCAAUGGGUUGAUCGAGGCAUGCGACGAUACGGCUUACUACUUGAACAAGGAUGUUCUGUUUCCCCUUUUCAGAAACGAUACUCUUAGAGGUAAACCCAAAAUACUGAUUGUCCAGGCCUGCAAGGGAACCUUGGAAGCGGACUCAAACCUAAUAGGGUAUAACCCCAGGGACUACAUCAUCUGUUACGGAACCAGUGAGGGAUUCAAAGCCUACCGACAUACUUCCUUUGGGUCGCCCUUUAUUCAAACUCUGUGCCAACACAUGGAUAGAUACGGCAAGAAAAAGGAUUUCCUGAAAAUUAUACAGGCAGUAAACCAGUCGGUCACUGAGGAAGCUCCUCUCAAAUAUAGGAGGGAAAUGAUACCAUCGUAUACUUCGACGUUAGGAAAGAAGAAAUUUUACUUCUGGCACAACACCUACACGGAAUAAGUUACCAUCGAGUUGAACUUAUGUGUACAAUUCUAACAUUAAAACUGUCGGCAAACGCUGAGACAACCCAAAUGCUACAUUAUAACAUUAUAACUUUGUUGAUUCUUCGAGUUUCGUUUCAUUGUAUGCAAUUUUUCAUUAUUCAACUGCUUAAAGUAAUGACGUGUUUCGUCAAAGUCCUAACCGUUCUUCGAAUUUGUAAUGCGAUUCAGUAUUUCUCCACUAGAAAUCUCGGCACCCAUACCGCGAAUAGCUUUGUCGUUCAUUUUUUGUUGUGUAGGAAAUUAUGAAUGCAUUUAAUUGAGAAAUGUACAACGUCUGCUAUGUACAUCAUCCGUCGAUCAGCUGAUAGUAUGUUAUAUUAUAGACUUUAUUAACUAUAAAUGAACACCUAGUGGAUGACCUGGUGGUCAUUAGAGGUGACCGCUAUUAUUCUAUCUCCAUGAUUGCGAACAGCAUUCUGAAAUUGCGAUACAAAGACAUAAAUGUUUUUCGGCAGAUAAGGACUGGGCAGGGGCUGGUCAAAACUGCUGAUCGAGCUUUAUAUGUAUUUGGUUGCUUAUCUUGAGAUAAGCACCCCAUAAGCAACCACAUAAGAGAGUUAAAUGAAUAUCGACAACCGAUAGUCAAGGAUCCGAUACUCAUAAAGAAUGCAUAAAAUAACUAGGAAUAUGAUCUUGUAUAAUUUAUUUAUAUUACUCUUAAAAACUAAAGACACUUAAACCAAAGGAUCAUCAGAAAGAAUGCAUAUGCAUUAUUAAUUGAAGUUCCUUU
Molecule: messenger RNA, 2409 nt
Organism: Drosophila gunungcola (fruit fly)
Lineage: Eukaryota; Metazoa; Arthropoda; Insecta; Diptera; Drosophilidae
Gene: Damm
Product: caspase-3
Exons: 7
Coding region: 94-1635 (513 amino acids)
Biological process (GO): proteolysis
Cellular component (GO): protein-containing complex
Molecular function (GO): caspase binding; cysteine-type endopeptidase activity
Source: RefSeq, a predicted model, not a curated record